AUGUUUAAUUACAAAAGUGUAUCAUUUAGUAAUUAUUUCGAUUUUUAUUUGGAAAACAGACCAUAUACGAGUUAUUAGUCAAUAACAUAAGUUUAUAACUGUGGUGGUGAACAUUUACGUGUAAUUUCACUAACUUAAAAACAUAACAGAAGAGCUCUUUGGAUUUAUAUGUCAUUCAAUGAAGGAGGAUUAUAUCAAUUUCAAUUAAGUAUCUCUAAAUGUUAAUAUGAAUGUGCUGGAUGCAUAGAGAAUUAUCAAAAGUUUAGUUUAUCUUGGAAGCUGCACUAAUAUUCAUUUGAUUAGAAAUUGAUCACAAAUUCUGAUGGGUGGACUUUUGUUUCAUAAUAUAAUUAUUAAACUUACUUCUUAUGUGGAAACUGCAAUUUUUUGAAAUUUAUGGAAAUAAGAUACUCUACUCAAUUACCUCCUCAUUAAGAUGUACUAAUAAGGUUUUUUAAAGCAUCUUCUUUUAAUCUAAUAGUAGACUAUUAAUGCGGUAAAAAAACAAUAAGUUCAAUUAAUUAAUAAGUAGAAAUAUUUAUAAAUAAUCAUAUUGAUCUUUUUUUAUAAUUAAAUAUUAAAACCCAACCAACUUCAUCUGAUAGUGAAAUAAGAGAUUUUGAAGUAUUUUACACUGAGCCAGAAAUUAGGAUUAACAAUUUUAAUGAAGGUUGUUUAGAGUAGAUUGGCGAUAAAUGCAUAAUAUGUUAAGAAGGUUGGGAAUUGGAUGAAUUUCUAGAAAAUUGUCAUCCAUUUUGUGGUGAUGGAAUAAUUAAAGGUUAAGAAGAAUGUGAUGACAGCAAUAAAAUAUUUAGUGAUUCUUGUUACUAAUGUAAAUAUUCAUGCAAAGAAUUUUGUUAAAUUUGCUAAUUUGGAAUUUGUUAACAAUAUUAAGAUGGAAUUUAAAGUUAGCUAGAAAUGAGGACUAACAAUUUAAAUGAAGGUUGUUUAUAGUAUAUUGAUGAUAAAUGCCUAUUGUGCUAAAAAGGUUGGGUUUAAAAUAAAUUUCUAGAAAAUUGUCAUCCAAUUUGUGGUGAUGGAAUCACUCAAGGCUAUGAGGAAUGUGAUGAUGGUGAUCGAAUAUCGUAUGAUUCUUGCUAUUUAUGCAAAUACGCUUGCAUAAACUUUUGUUUAAUUUGUUAAUUUGGAAUCUGUUAAUAAUGUGAAGAGGGAUUUGUUAUUAAUGGAAAUUUUAAUUGUGAUCCUUUAUGUGGAGAUGGUAAUUUAAUCCCUUAUUCAGCUGAAUAAUGUGAAUUGACAGUUAAUGAGGUAUGGGAUGGUUGUCAAGAUUGCAGAUUUAUAUCAAUUGAACAUUGUAAAACUAACAAAUUUUCAAUUUGUUUAGAGUGCGAAGUAGGAUUUUUUAUGAUAGACAACAUAUGUUUACCUUAUUGUGGAGAUAAAUUCAUACUUGAAUAAUAUGAAGACUGUGAUGAUGGUAAUUAACAACCAUAUGAUGGUUGUUUUUAAUGUUAGUUUUAAUGCAGUGAAGAUUGCAAAAUAUGUGAUAGAGGAUAAUGCAUUUUAAAAUGCGAAGAUGGAUAUGAGUUUGUUAAGAAUAGUUGUCUCUCUGUAUGUGGUGAUUAAAUUGUCACAAAAGAAGAGGAUUGUGAUGAUGGUAAUUUGAAACCUUAUGAUGGCUGUUUUGAUUGUUCGUAUUCUUGUCCAAAAAAUUGUUACGAAUGCUUUCAAGGUACUUGUUUAGAGUGUAAUUAUUAAUACUAAUUAUUAAUUUCUAACUAAUGCAAAUAAUAAUUAAAUUGUGGAGAUGGAUUUCUUUAGGAAAAUGAGGAAUGUGAUGACGGUAAUUAUUAUGCAAUGGAUGGAUGUAAGGAUUGUUUAAUUGAAUAAAAUUGGAUAUGCAUUACAAUUAUAAAAGAUUCUUAAAGCUAAUGCACAUUUGUCAAGACCCCCAACUUAGUUAUUAAUUAUCUUAAUAUGACUAACAAUAAAUAGUAUAUAAGCAUAAUGUUUGAUUAAAAAGUAAAAAUAGAUACUUUUUAACCCUUAUCAGAAACUAUAAAUUUUGAAUUAUCAAAUAUAGACAAGAAGAACUGGAAUAGCACCUUAUAUAUUAUUUAAGACAUUGGAUCUGAGGUAAGUUUUGGAGAAUUUAUUGUAUAAAUUGAAGUUUACUAGUUGCUUGACUUUAGACCAAUCUUGAAAAUUUAAGUAAAUUAGAUAAUUACUAAUUAAUAUAAUGCUGUUUUGAAAGAAGUUGAAAAAUCGAUAACAUUAAAAUAUCCAACAUUUAUCGACGAAACGCAGGAGGAUUAUUCUUAUAAUUUAAAAAGUCUUAAUUAAAAUUUAAUUUAUCUUUUGGCUGGAAUUGUAGUUGUGAAUCUACUAUAAGGAAAUGGGGAUUUAUUUGUCGAAAUUUUGGCAAUCCUUUAAUUCCAGCAAUAUUUAAAAUACAUAAAUCUGUAAUAUCCAGAAAAUUUAGAGAUAUAUUUUUCUCUAUAUGAUCUUAUAACUAUUGAACCUCUCUUGGAUUUAAUCUAUUUUCCUCAACUUUUGUAGUUUAUUGAUUUUUAGACAUAUUAAGAAUAUUCCCAAGGAAAAUUUAAUUUUUACAAAUAAAACUCAAGUAUAAUAAUCAAUCUUUCAUGCUAAAUAUUUUAAUUGUUGAUAUUUUUACUCCUUAUUUUGUUGUUACAAUAGAUAAAAAAAGUUCUUUACAAUUGGAUAUUUUGUCCCAGGUUCUUUUAUGGUAUGUCAAGGUUAUCAUUAUAUUUAAAGCCAAAAAUAACUCUUAAGUUAAGUCAGUCCCUUUAUAACUUUUUUAUGGAUUUAAUCAAAUUAGAAAAAUUAAUGUCUUUUUAAGGAUUACAAAAAGCCUUACUCCUAAAUGGCUGGGAUAUGAUAUUUAAAACUUUAUUGUAUACAAGAAGCAGUUAGAUUUAAGAUUAUAUUGAUAUUGCUUAAAUUAUAAUUGCAAGUAUUUUACUUUUCAUUGAUUUUUCAAUUUUACUGGAUUAUUUCAAAGGAAAAUAAAAAUUAUAAAAGGCGAACAACUACUAAAGGUUUCAAAUUCUAAGUUUUGGUAGGUAAUUUUUCUUUUUAUUUUUCUUGAUUUAUGUAUAAAAUUCCCAAAUACUUUAACUAGGAUUGCUCUUUUUGACAAGCAUUCUUUAGAUUAGAUUCAUAUUUUUUUAUCGUCGGGUUUUUAAUAAGAAAAAUUAUAUUGUUUAGAUGGUAGUUGAGAUAUCAGUAUUUACUUUUAUCCUUACUUCAUUCUUAUAUAUUGAUGAGUUUAAUGGAUUUUUUAAUGAAGAGAAAAAAAUUAUAUUAGGAUGGAUUCAAGCAAUAAUACUGUCAAGCGGCCUAAUUUUAGAAUUAAUCAUGAUAUGCUACAAUUUAUUACAAAAAUUGAAAUAGAAAUACAGAAGAUAGACAAAGAUUUUGAAUAAUCCAUUAUUUUUUACUUUGAAUAUGAGCAACAUGAAGAAUAACUAUUAAUGA
Molecule: messenger RNA, 3462 nt
Organism: Paramecium sonneborni
Lineage: Eukaryota; Ciliophora; Oligohymenophorea; Peniculida; Parameciidae
Source: the annotation of a GenBank genome assembly